AUGAGCAAAAUCAAGCGAUUUGCAACUGCUAUAAAUCCAUUCAUUUAUACCGUACCAGUUCUGUAUGGAUUUUUAAAAUGCUUUGAUUUUAUUAUUGGAGUAGACAGCACCCUUCAAAUAAUAUGGAACAAAGUCAGAGAAAAGUUGGGCGAUAACUUGGCAUACUACAAUAUUGGAGUCUUAUUCCUAUAUCCUUUUAUUUUCUAUCAUCUGGCAAUAUUAGUUUUCUACAUAAUUGUGAAAGUCAUGGAACGAGAUAAAAUCAAAAGCAUGAAGCUUCAAACAAAAGACAGUGAAAUUGAAACUCCAGAAAACACCAGAAAGGCGAUUAUAAACGUUCUGGAAAACUAUCUAGCUAUACUAGUCGUUAUGUUAGUGCAAUUUUAUUUUGAUAACGACUUUGCUAGAGCAAGACGUGAUCCUGUGUUACCAAGUUUCCUUGAAGUUAUGCGAGAUUUAAUCCUCAACAUGUUCAUCCAUGAAUUUGCUUUUUAUUAUGCUCAUCGAUUAUUCCACACAAAGUGGCUCUAUAAAUAUCAUAAGAAGCAUCAUGAGUUUAAAACACCGACAAUUUUAGCAGCACAGUAUGCAGGCUUGGCAGAUCAUAUUUUUGCUGCAUAUUUACCAGCAAGUAUUGGCAUCUACAUAUUAAGGAUGCAUAUAGGAACUGCACUUUUAUGGCUGUCGACUGUAAAUGUCACAGUCAUAAUUGGACAUAUGGGAUAUCAUUUACCAUUCUUCAUUGCUGGACAAUUCCAUGACUAUCAUCACUUGAAAUUUAAUGCUAACUACUCAAUGUAUGGACUUGCUGAUGUUUUGCAUGGGACUAUGAAGUACUCGGAAGUUAUCGAAAACUACGAAAAAACCAAUGAAUGGCUUCCUUAUCCCAUCAACAAAAAAGCUGAAUAA
Messenger RNA from Chironomus riparius, 909 nucleotides. The record is from the annotation of a GenBank genome assembly. Lineage: Eukaryota; Metazoa; Arthropoda; Insecta; Diptera; Chironomidae.